AUGGAUUACCGUUCAAAAAUGCCCCUGGCCUCGGUAAACAAUAAUCAGUUGAAUACUACUCUUCCCAGGGCCAAGCGUUUGAGUCUGUCCACGCGACAAUCGAUCAUUGGUGGACCAAAACUGCUAAACUAUGACAGCACGAAGAGAAGAACAAUUGGUGGACCAGGGCACCCUACAGUGGGCUAUAAUAGUGCUACAACAACCAUAUCAGCAGCCACCAAACGAAAGUCUGAAAUAUUAAAAGGGGCUAACAAUAAACGACGCGUGUCUAUGUAUGGGGGAAUGGAUACCAAGCGAGUGUCAAUCUACGGUGGGUUGAAUACCACGAGCUCUUUCAGCAAAGACCCAAGACCAUUACGGGACAAAUCGUAUCAGGCAAUGCUCCAACAGGAAGUUCAUGACUAUUUAAUGGAAAACAAAUUUGAGCUGGAAAUGAAAUAUCCCAUCACUAUCAAAAGUCUCAAAUUUCCCACACAGAAAGAUUUUGUCCUGGUAUUUCAAUGGUUGUACAAGAGGAUAGAUCCUGGUUACAAAUUUCUAAAGUCCAUAGAACAGGAGGUCUAUUUUCUUCUUAAAACUUUAGGAUAUCCUUACAUUGAAGCAAUCAACAAAAGUCAGAUCAGUGCUGUUGGUGGAUCCAAUUGGCCUAUUUUUCUUGGUAUGUUACAUUGGCUCGUUAAACUAGGAGAAUCAUUGGAAGAAAUUGAUGAAGCUGAUGUCAACCAAUUUCAAAUAGAAUCGUACACAAAUUCAGUUGAUGACAAUGCAAUUGCUCAAGAUGACUUGAUACUUGACAAACUGUUCACUAGAUACAUUAUCAAAUCCUACAAAUCGUACUUGAAUAAUGAAGACGAUUAUUCAUCAUUUUAUCAAGAAAUGGAAAGUGAUUACAAUGUUUAUGCCAAUCGUUUAGCGGAGAACAUUACAGCAAUGAGAGAAAGUAACAUAAAUCUAAAUCAAGAACUGACCACGCUACAAAUAUCCAACGAAGAAGUCACGCAUGCUCUGAAGAAAUGCAGCAUAAUGAAACAAGAUCUAGAGAAGUUCCAAUCAUACAUUGAAAUGAUGGAGGCAAAGAAAUUGAAAUGGAAACCGGUACUUACCUCCUUACAAGAUGAGCUACGAAAGUCUCAAUCUGAGUUUGAAACUCUUCAAUCCAUUAAGGAGAAGAUCGUUGCUAAGCUAAGAGAAGAAGGCUUUACAGUUGAGGAUAUUGAGUAUCUAAACCAAGAAAACACCUCUCUGUCUAAAGAAUUGACAAGAUCCAAGGAAAAGAUGGCAGAAAUAACACAGAACAUAAAAGCAAAAGAAAUCUCAGCAAGCAAUUCUUUCAAUUUACUGCAGCAAAAGAUUGAUUCUUACAACUCCAGUGUAUACAAGAUCAUCAAUUCUAUAGGCAACUUAGAGUAUGAUGUAUCUAAGUUUGAUUUAGAGAUAACGACCUUCUCCAACAAAUUCCUAAACGACGAUUCCCUGUUAGGCCUGAAACCCCAUGAAAUCAUCACAGAUAUAAAAGAAAAGGAUUUAAAACAACAGCAGUUUGAACUGAAAAAAUUGAUCGUUGAAAAAUCUUACAGUUUGCAAGAUGAUAUAAUAAAGCUUCAAGAAAAUUUGGAUCUUAUCAACGAAUCAAUAAACGAGCAAAAAGAUCAAGUAGACUCGUUAGAAACUAAUUUAACAGAGUCUAAACUUCUCUACGACGAAAUGUACGAAACUAUGAUGAACGAAUCUUCCAAAGCUAACAUAGAAUUGGCAAAGUUGAAUAGGGACUUACAAUCCAUUCAACUCAAGUCCAAAGAAAACACAUCCAGAGUGAACCAAAAAUAUAACUCAAUUAAGAUAGAAUAUGAUCAGUUGAAACAUGAAAUUAAUCGAAAAAGAAUGGAUUAUCAAAAUAAGGUCCGACAAAUAUUAGAGUUUGUGGUUGACUUUAAGCUGGGUAUUCAAUCGAAUUUAGAAGAUCUAGAACAAUUAGUGAUUCAAGAAUGCAAUGAAGAGCUUGAUCAGGUCGAAGACAGCCCGAGAACUGAAGCACUCCAGGGAGCUGAGAAUAACGUGUAA
This is a messenger RNA of Komagataella phaffii GS115, 2061 nucleotides long. RefSeq names its product Component of the evolutionarily conserved kinetochore-associated Ndc80 complex. NCBI's taxonomy places the organism in Eukaryota, Fungi, Ascomycota, Pichiomycetes, Pichiales, Pichiaceae. Gene Ontology annotation, cellular component: Ndc80 complex. The transcript has a single exon. The record is from RefSeq and is a predicted model, not a curated record. Gene Ontology annotation, biological process: attachment of mitotic spindle microtubules to kinetochore. The coding region runs from base 1 to 2061 and encodes 686 amino acids.